This is a messenger RNA of Gigantopelta aegis, 1861 nucleotides long. Its product is annotated as pantetheinase-like. Lineage: Eukaryota; Metazoa; Mollusca; Gastropoda; Neomphalida; Peltospiridae. The record is from RefSeq and is a predicted model, not a curated record. The transcript has 2 exons. Gene Ontology annotation, molecular function: hydrolase activity, acting on carbon-nitrogen (but not peptide) bonds, in linear amides. Bases 38 to 1669 code for a protein of 543 amino acids.
AUAUUCCUUUCAUUUUUCCACAGGCCUGCACAAUACAAUGGCGAUAAAAAGAGCUGCCGUGUAUUUAAUUACUAGUGUCUGUGCCUGUCUUGUCCUGAGUGACACCACUCAUAAUCCGAGGUCAAAGUUCAAGGCAGCUGUCUACGAGCACAAGGUCAUCCUGCCAGAAAAAAGCGAUAAACCGGUCACCCGCCAGGCGGCGCUCUCUCUUAUGUACAAGAACCUGGAUGUGUACAGAACCCAGACCGAGGCUGCAGGUCAACAAAAUGUGGACAUCUUGGUAUUCCCGGAAGAUGGUACAUAUGGAAUGAUGAUCAAGAACAGAACGCACUUGUCUCCCUAUUUAGAAUACAUCCCCGACCCCCUUCAGGAAACGUGGAACCCCUGCACUGAGCCCGGGAUGCAUACUGACACAGAGGUACAACACAGACUGAGUUGUCUGGCCAGAAACGGCGCCCUCUAUCUGGUAGCAAACAUGGGAGACAAGCAGCCCUGCUCUACCAAGACUGACCCAGACUGCCCGUCUGACGGACAAUAUCAGUUUAACACCAAUGUCGUUUACGAUCCAAACGGAACCUUGAUCGCUAGGUACCACAAAGAACACCUGUUUUUUGAAACGCAGUUCAAUAAACCAAAGAAAGUUAAUAUCGUGCAUUUUGACACCCCUUUUGGUAGAUUUGGAGUCUUCACGUGCUUCGAUAUACUGUUCCGUGAUCCACCAAUCACGCUCGUCGAGAGAUACGGCAUAGGAAAUGUCGUUUUCCCGACGGCGUGGAUGGACGCUCUUCCUUUAUUGGCUGCCAUCCAGUUUCACUCAUCAUUUGCCGUGAAAAUGAGGGUGAAUUUCCUGGCGGCAAAUAUCCACUUACCCGCCAAACGUUUUCAGGGCAGUGGCAUUUAUACACCCGAUGUCAACGCUAAUUUCUAUUACAACAAUUCUGAAUUGAGUGACGGAAGGCUUUUGAUUUCUGAACUUGAUGUUGUACACAAGACCACGCCCCGCGUGAAAGAGGCUCUGCCUAUCGUCAACGAGGCUCCGCCCAUCGUCAAUAUUUUACCUGUUGAUCAAAUCUCACACCAGACGACAAAUGGAGAAGAAUUUAAAGCCGAAGUUUUCCAUGAUCUGUUUAACUUCGUCCUCGUUGAGGAAACAAAGGGAUCACUUUCCGUGUGUUACAACAAACUCUGUUGUCACCUAGACUAUGAGAAAGAUAACAGCAGCAGCAGCAACAACGACAUGUAUGCCUUUGGCGCCUUCGACAACCUCCACACCUACGAAGGACAGUACUACCUCCAGAUCUGCACCUUGCUACGAUGCGCCAACUCUUCCAAAGAAAGCUGCGGAUCCUCAAUUCAACAGGCUCAAACGCGAUUCCGUUACCUUCGUGUUAAAGGCACAUUCGGCACUCCAUACGUGUUCCCUGCCAUCCUGCUCACUGAUUCUGGGCAACUGAAGCUGGCGCCCAAACAGUGGACGUUUAAUGAUCUGGUUCUCGAGUCUACUGAACCACUGAAUUUCCCACUGCUGUCGGCCAAUCUGUUUGGUCGAAUAUAUGAUUGGGAUGAAGAUGAGGACUCUAAUUCGUCUGGGUGUUGCCAUGGUGAUUGGAGGUUGAUGUUAAUGUUGCUGACAGUUUACUGCACUUUAAAGAUUGCUUUGUGUGCUUAGAACAGGGCAGAUGGUAACAUGGUGGCAGUGUGUGGAGUUAGUAAAGAUGUAGAGAGAGAGAGAGAGAGAGAGAGAGAGAGAGAGAGAGAGAGAGAGAGAGAGAGAGAGAGAGAGAGCGAGCGAGACAGAAAGAGACACAGAGAGUAGUGAGAAAAUAGAACAAGCCAUGUCAUUAAAUAUAUGUAUGCGUGA